GCAGUAUCAUAUGCCAUCUUGGCUUUCAUUGGCUGGCAUAGUCUGAGACAGAAUUUGAGAGUUUACUUUUUAGCUGAUGUCCUUUAAUCCACUUUAAACAUAAUUUUAGCAUCAUUCCUGUUGCAGCAGCGAAUGAACGAUGACUAACAUGAGAGGUCCUGAGCAUCUAGCAGAGGUUUGUCUUCUCUCCUCUACGGGUGAGAUCUCUACAAGCAAAGACAAACCUGCAAAUCUGAAGGGGCUUCUGCCCCUCAGUGGUUCAUCGAUACUGGCACAGCGACUGUUCCGCCUCCCAUCUUACCGCAACCCGCUCAUUUCCAACAGACAUCGCAAACGCGAGAUGACUCCCGCUGAGAGGAAAGAUGCCUCCUAUUGGGACAAGCGGCAGAAAAACAAUGAGGCCGCCAAGCGUUCCCGAGAGAAGCGCCGACUGAAUGAUUUCAUGCUGGAGGAUCAGCUCUUGGCGCUGAGCAAGGAGAACGCUCAGCUCAGAGCAGAAGUGUUGAGUCUGCAGUAUCACAUUGGACGAGGCCUGGAUGUGGGUCAUCCAAUGACGCCCUUCCACUAUCCCAUUCCAUCCCAUCUCAAGCCUUCCUUGUGGGGUUUUGCUGCCAGCAAUGCUCCCCUUCCAGCAGAUGGGCCAGAGCUGUACCACUGUUGGCCACAGUAUGGGACUUGCUCUGGCCCACCAGUUAGCUUCUCUCCACUGAUUUCCCCCUUAAGAAUUCUGCCUAAAAGGGUCAACAUACCUUCAAAGAUUAAUCACCCAGACGACAAGCUGUCAAAUCAGUCCAUUCCCAAUACUGAGUCAGUAGAGCAGGACCAAGCAGCUCACCCACAAGUCUCCUCCAGCAAUGACCCACCGAGCCACCCACAACAGCUCCCAGCCCAAAGAGCAGCUGCGUCUUCACAUUCUUCUUCGCAGCACCCUUCUCAACUUGCCCAAAGCUGGCUGCUGCCCGGGUUGAGCCACCACACAACCCAGCACAACAACCAGCUGUUACCCUGGGGCUCAUCAUCCCUACACCAAACUCCCCUUCAUCCCAGCUGGCCGCUGUCCUACCCUCUGUCCCUAAGAGACCCCGAUGAAUCUCUUAAUGAAGCACGGUCCCUCAGGAACUUCAACAGCAGGUUCAGCGUGCUGUCUGCUGAGAUCUUACAGCUCAGAAGAAUAUUAAGCACAGAGAACUCUUAAUGUGAACAGCUUUUCAUUGUGCUAAUAGACUGCUUUAAUUAUUAGAUGUAGAGAGGAGCUAUUGUGGGUGCUUAAUGUAGUGACAUGACUUACAUAAGCAAUAAUUAUGCCUUGAUCUGCUGGUAUGUUAAAUCAAGCAAUAUGAGCAAACUGGGAAAUAUUGUUUAACUGUGUAGUAAGAUAGUUGGCACUGAUCUUACUAAUACAGUAUGUCAAAAGGUUAUGUGACUAAAGUGACUAGGAAGGCCCGGCCAAUCCUUUCUGAUCUAGUCAUCCUUUAAGGUCCAUUGAGUUUUGGUUGAGUCCUUCUGGUCAGAGAUACAAAUUUCUUGAGGGUAAGACCAACAGAUGCAAGUACUCUUUUAUUCAGGCAGUUAUCACUUUUUUAAAUGGCUAAUUUUAAUAUUCCUUCUGUAUUGGUCAGUGUUAAUUGUCUUUUGUGUUAUUGCCUCUCAAGGAAAAUAAAGAUUGAAAGUAACUAAAUUAAGCAAUAACUUGGUUAAUAUUCAAAUGUUUAUCCUUCAAUUAGGCCUGCAAUUUUUGCACCAUUAAUCAAAUCAAUAAAUGAUUAAAUCUGACUAAAUUUUGUGAACCAAAACUAUAUAUUCUGACUGACACACAAUUCAUUGAUUAUUUAUUGGUUGACGCAAAUGGUAUUCCCCUUCAUUGUGUGAAAUCCCGGUUGUAAAUUCGAUAACGAUAUUGAAAACCUUUUCACUGAAACCAUUGUUUGUCAUGUACCACAUAAGAAUAAAUGAAAAAAGAAAAAAAUUAUGUAUGUGGGUGCUGAAACACACACAUACAUCAAAGUAAACUGCAAAACUGAAAACAUUUUAUUUCUUGAUAUCCUAUGUUUAUUCAUAUACCCUGUGUAUUUUUUAUUUAUUUAUUGUACAUAAAACUGCUUUGGAACAUGUAGGCUACUAUAUAAGAAGUGCUAUACAAUUAAAAUGUAAUUUGAUUAGCAUGGCCAGAAAUAUUAACUACACCUUAGAAACCUUAUUCAGAGAAACGCCAUAUUUAAUUUUUGACAGGAAUGAAAACGAGGCUACAAAUGAUAGACUUGCAUUCUCUUCAUGCACUGUAUAUGGCUGAAUAAAGAUCCUAUA
Myxocyprinus asiaticus (Chinese sucker) is the source of this 2304-nucleotide messenger RNA. Its product is annotated as basic leucine zipper transcriptional factor ATF-like 2. Lineage: Eukaryota; Metazoa; Chordata; Actinopteri; Cypriniformes; Catostomidae. Bases 140 to 1195 code for a protein of 351 amino acids. Gene Ontology annotation, cellular component: nucleus. Gene Ontology annotation, molecular function: DNA binding; DNA-binding transcription factor activity. The transcript is spliced from 2 exons. The record is from RefSeq and is a predicted model, not a curated record. Gene Ontology annotation, biological process: circadian rhythm; regulation of DNA-templated transcription.